Rubroshorea leprosula is the source of this 2813-nucleotide messenger RNA. The record is from the annotation of a GenBank genome assembly. Lineage: Eukaryota; Viridiplantae; Streptophyta; Magnoliopsida; Malvales; Dipterocarpaceae.
AUCGAAGAUCGAGAUCGAGAUCGAGAGCGUCCCUCGUUCCCGGACCUCUCCUCUUAAUCCAAUCUAUAUCUCUCUGUGUCUUCUUGUUUUUGAUCUUUGAUUCAGAGACUGAUACUGGAAGAUGUUCAAAUUCUUGAAAGGAGUGGUGGGUGGAUCUGGCGCCGGCAUCAAGGAUCUACCUUACAACAUCGGCGAUCCUUAUCCCUCCGCCUGGGGCUCUUGGUCUCACUUCCAUGGCACCUCCAAGGAUGAUGGAUCUCCGGUGUCCAUAUUUUCUCUAUCCGGCAGUAAUCCGCAGGAUGGCCAUCUAGCUGCUGGUCGGAAUGGGGUCAAGCGUCUUCGUACUGUCAGGCAUCCAAACAUUUUAUCUUUUCUUCAUAGCACUGAGGUUGAAACUCUUGAUGGUUCCACUACCAAGGUUACCAUUUAUAUCGUCACUGAGCCUGUUAUGCCUCUAUCCGAAAAGAUCAAGGAACUGGGUUUGCAAGGCACACAAAGGGAUGAGUAUUAUGCAUGGGGACUGCACCAGAUAGCUAAAGCUGUGAGCUUUCUGAAUAAUGACUGCAAGCUUGUUCAUGGUAAUGUUUGCCUGGCGAGUGUUGUUGUCACACAAACCUUGGACUGGAAGCUACAUGCUUUUGAUGUACUAUCUGAGUUUGAUGGGAAUAAUGAAGCUGCUACAGGAUCAAUGCUGCAAUAUGAAUGGCUUGUUGGAUCACAAUACAAGCCUAUGGAGCUAGUAAAGUCGGACUGGACUACAAUCAGAAAAUCUCCACCAUGGGCCAUUGAUUCUUGGGGUUUGGGUUGUCUCAUUUAUGAACUCUUCUCUGGUUUGAAGUUAGGCAAAACUGAGGAGCUACGUAACACUGCUUCCAUUCCAAAGUCUCUGCUUCCAGAUUAUCAGCGGCUUUUGAGUUCCAUGCCUUCUCGCAGGUUGAAUACGCUAAAGCUCAUAGAAAAUAGUGAGUACUUCCAAAAUAAGUUGGUGGACACAAUACAUUUUAUGGAAAUUCUUAAUUUGAAAGACAGUUCAGAGAAGGAUAGCUUCUUCCGCAAGCUUCCAAAUCUCACAGAGCAGUUGCCUCGCCAAAUUGUGCUUAAAAAGUUACUUCCUUUAUUGGCUUCUGCACUUGAAUUUGGUUCGGCUGGUGCUCUUGCUCUGACUGCAUUGUUGAAAAUGGGUUCUUGGCUUUCUACUGAAGAAUUUAAUGUCAAGGUACUGCCAACAAUUGUGAAACUUUUUUCUUCUAAUGACCGAGCCAUUCGAAUUGGUCUCCUGCAGCAUAUUGAUCAAUAUGGAGAAUCUCUAUCAGCACAAGUUGUUGAUGAGCAAGUUUAUCCCCAUGUUGCUAAUGGAUUUUCAGACACUUAUGCUAAUCUCCGGGAAUUGACUCUUAAGUCAAUGCUUGUCUUGGCUCCUAAGCUAUCGCAACGCACUAUUUCUGGGUCUUUGCUGAAGUAUCUUUCCAAGUUACAGGUUGAUGAGGAGCCUGCAAUUAGAACAAAUACCACCAUAUUACUUGGGAACAUUGCGAGCUGCCUAAAUGAAGGGACUAGGAAGAGAGUUUUGAUUAAUGCUUUUACAGUCCGUGCAUUGCGUGAUACUUUCUCUCCUGCCCGAGGAGCAGGAAUCAUGGCUCUGUGUGCCACCAGUUCUUAUUAUGAUAUCACAGAGGUCGCAACUCGGAUUCUUCCAAAUGUUGUCAUACUUACUAUUGAUCCAGACAGUGAUGUAAGGUCAAAGGCAUUUCAAGCAGUUGAUCAAUUUCUGCAGAUAGUGAAGCAGUACAAUGAAAAGACUAAUCUUGGAGACACUGCAACUGGAGCUUCAAGUGUAGGAAUCUCAUCAAUUCCAGGAAAUGCUAGUUUACUUGGAUGGGCUGUCAGCUCCUUCACUGCUAAGGGUAAACCUUCUGAUCAAGCUCCAAUAGUUCCUGCUAGUUCUGGCACACAUGUAACUUCUGCAACUUCCAAUGCUAGCUCAGAUACUUCAAGUACAGCAGUUCUCCGUGUAAGUUCCAGCACAGACUUGACCGACCAACCUGUACCUGUAUCACCCACUUCAACAGAUGGCUGGGGAGAAAUUGAAAAUGGCAUUCAUGAAGAACAUGAUAGCGAUAAAGAUGGAUGGGAUGAUCUUGAACCUCCUGAAGAACAAAAGCCUUCUUCAGUCCUUGCAAACAUUCAGGCAGCUCAGAAGCGGCCUGUGUCACAACCAGUUUCACAGUCAAGGACACAAGCCACAAGUUCGAGGCCAAAAAAUACAGGGAAGGUGACUAAAGAUGAAGUUGAUGACUUGUGGGGAUCUAUAGCUGCUCCUCCUCCAAAAACUUCUUCAAAACCAUUGAAUGGGAAACCAUCUGGAUCACUUGAUGAUGAAGAAGCUUGGGCUUCCAUAGCUGCUCCAGAACCUCCUACCAGGGUGAGACCUUUAGCGUCUGGAAGGGGCAGAGGAGCUAAGCCUGCUGCUCCAAAAUUGGGCGCCCAGAGGAUAAACAGGACAUCAGGUGGAAUGUAAAUCAUGUAAGAAGUCAAGAACGAAAGCCAAAAGCCUAGAAGAAAAGAUCAAGUUCUGUACAUUUUCCAACUUGGUGGCUGAUUUCUCGUCUGUUACAACAAAUUCAUAUCACCACCAGGUGCUGUCUCUGGCUUCUUGUUUUGAUCUGUAAUAUCAUUCUUUUCUUUUUAUUUUAUUAAAAAAAUGUCUUCUUAUUGGCAUGCAGUUGGGAAUGUAUAAUCCUUUUUUUUUUUUUUACCAGAGCUUGUAAAAGCGUAACUAAGAAUGUGAGAAGUCAGAACAAUUCAAUAUUCAA